CCUCGAGGCUGUCUAACCGGUCAAACUCUACGCUGUCCAUGUUGAAAACAGAGCUUUCACUUCGGCCCCGGAGAAGCUGUUGGUUCUGUUUACAACGUCCGCCGCCAUUUGUGUGACGGGUGCUGCCUUCAGGUUGCAGACUUCUGUCCACUGUGCUCCACAGUGUUCUCAUGGAUGUGAUCCCAGAAGAGAGCGAGCACCAGGACUUCAGCAGAGAAUCGAUCACCAUGGAGGCAUACAAUGUUGUUCCAGAGCCUGGAGGAAGAACCUUUCAGAGGUUCUCAGUCAACACCAAUGAAUCGUUACGUUUUGAACCCUGUGAAGAAAGCUGUCCGUCUCCCACUGGGGCAGAACAUGGACCUGAUGAUGUGUUUGAGAAGGGAGAAUAUGAGAAUGAGAUCGUCUCCAUCAGGAAUCAGCUGCAGGGGAAGGUUGCUGAAAUGGAGAACUUUGCUGGUCAUUUGGAGGAAAUCUUUCUGACUGUGGAGGAGAAUUUUGGCCGCCAGGAGCAGCACUUGGAGCAACACUACAAUGACGUGCUGCACACGUUGUCUCAACGCUACGACGAGGGGGCGACUGGACUGCAGGAGGAGAAGAAGAGUAAGUUGGAAUCCCUGUACAGUCAGCUGCUGGUCUGUGGUCAGGCACUGGACGCCUCAAAGGAGCUCAUCGAGAUGGCCCAGGAGAUUUACCGCUGCCAGGACAAGAGGUUUUUCCUAAAGACAGUUAUGCCCAUCAUUAAAAGGGUUGAGGAGUUUGCCAAGGAAGACAUUGACCUCACGCUAUCUACCAGCCUUGAAUUCAGCACGCCGCUUGCUGAUCUGUCAGAUGUGAAAACCAUGAUGGACUCCAUCAAUGUUGUUCCAGCUCCGUCUGCACCAGUGAUCAACCCACAGCUGCCCAACUCGGCCACCCAGACCUCCCUGCAUGUGUGCUGGAGCUUAUUCUCAGAUGAUACGGUGGAGUACUAUGAGCUUUACUACAGAUCGGUGCUGGAGGACAUGCCUGCAGACAGUACCUGUGCACCACAGGAAAGCAAGGUAAAAGUGAAAGAGACCCACUGUACUGUGACAGAUCUGCUCCCUAAUGCUCAGUAUGAGCUUUGGGUGAUGGCUACCAACACAACCGGUAUCAGCCCAGCGAGUGAGAAGGCCUUAUACAUGACAGUGCCGUCACCUCCUGUGAUCAAACAGAGGGAGUGCAGCAGCUGCCCAGAAGCUGCUCUGAUCCGAUGGGAGUCAGGGAACACCAACCCUGUAGACUCCUAUACUGUGGAGCUCAGUGAGAUGGGAACUGUUGGCACAGAGAGCAACAUUACUGAGUCUAUAGUGGCCGUGCCCACCUGUCAGUGUCUGAUCCAGCUGCAGGCAGGGCGACAAUACCUCAUCUCUGUAAGGGCUGUCAACAUCGGCGGUCCAAGUGACAGCAGUGAUGCUAUAACCAUCUCUACAACAGGCACGUUCUUCUACCUUCUGGAGGACACUGCUCAUCCUUGCCUGUCCAUGUCAGAAGAUGGCUUCACUAUAUUCUAUGGAGACGAGGAAUUCCCCAUUACUGCAAUGGCUUUCGAAGACAACACUUUCACAAGAUGUGUAGCCAUACUGGGAGAUCUUAUUCCAGUGCGAGGCAGGCAUUACUGGGAAGUCGAGGUGGAUAAUGAGACUGAGUUUCGUAUUGGAGUUGCAUACGAAGACACAGAGAGGGACUCGUACCUCGGGGCCAACAGUACUUCCUGGUGUAUGAGACACAUUCGGACCCCAUCCAGACAUAAAUAUGAGUUCCUGCAUAACGGCUGGAGUCCAGACCUGAGAAUAACGGUUCAUCCAGUGCGUAUUGGAGUGGCUCUCGACUACGACAGGGGAACUCUGAGCUUCUUCAAUGCAAACCUGGUGCAACAUCUGCAUACCUUCCACUGUCGCUUUCAGAAUGAUGUCCACCCCUGUUUCAGCUUGGACAGCCCAGGAGCUCUUACUGUAUACAACGGCAUAGCAGCUCGUGACUACACAUUCAUCUAACAGGCCAUUGGUGUAACAAUGUUAUAAACAGAGCUGCAAAUCAAGCUCAGUUUGCAUUACUGUUCAAUAGUGUUUCGUGACGGUUGCAGUGAGUCAUUCUGUUCAGACAGACAGAAAUACAUCAGUAAAGACGAUCCACUUUU
Messenger RNA from Girardinichthys multiradiatus, 2158 nucleotides. Its product is annotated as fibronectin type III and SPRY domain-containing protein 2. The transcript is spliced from 13 exons. NCBI's taxonomy places the organism in Eukaryota, Metazoa, Chordata, Actinopteri, Cyprinodontiformes, Goodeidae. Bases 171 to 2015 code for a protein of 614 amino acids. Gene Ontology annotation, molecular function: protein binding. The record is from RefSeq and is a predicted model, not a curated record.